Messenger RNA from Scatophagus argus, 869 nucleotides. RefSeq names its product NADH:ubiquinone oxidoreductase subunit B2 (gene ndufb2). The coding region runs from base 454 to 759 and encodes 101 amino acids. Gene Ontology annotation, cellular component: mitochondrial inner membrane. Lineage: Eukaryota; Metazoa; Chordata; Actinopteri; Scatophagidae. The transcript is spliced from 5 exons. The record is from RefSeq and is a predicted model, not a curated record.
GGUUUUUUGUGAAUUCGUCGAAAGCAAAGCCAGUAAGCUAAUCGGCUAGCAAUUAUGGCCAGCAAUGGCCUUUGGAAACGUAGCAGGCUAAAUGUGAAGGCAUUCGGAAUAGGGAGGCAACCGAAGCAAGAACCGCCUUAAAUUUAAUUAUAUUAACUGUUAAGCAGAAGGCGAAAGAAGCAACGUUUGACACAGUAACACCUGGGAUAUCUGUUCUGUGCCGUGACUACAGGCCAAAAAUAACCGCGGAAUGCAACGUACAAAGCUAGCGGUAACCAGCGGAGGCUAACGGAAUAAUGCGCUGUCCAUUUGAGUUAGCAUAGUGAGCUAGUACCGACACGAAAGAAGUGGAUUAAUACUUGGCUCGUCACAGACAGGAAAGAGCGACAGUAUCAGCGUUGAGGGAUAACUGCUUGAGGCAGAGCUGACUGCACAUGCAUACGAAAAGCAACCAUGUCUUCUUUUGGAAGGGCGCUGGGAGUCCUCCGAGCGGGAACACGGCUCGUUACUCGCGGUCCGCAAAGAAUAACGACCAGAAAGGCCGGCGGGGGGCCGCACAUUGAGCCACAGUACAGACAGUAUCCCCAGCUAACGAAAAAACAGAAACUUGAGUCAGAACUGAUCAGUGGUGCCAUGUGGUUUUGGAUCCUCUGGCACUGUUGGCACGAUCCUGACGCAGUCCUGGGUCAUUUCCCCUGGCCUGAUCCCUCCCAGUGGACAGAUGAGGAGCUUGGAGUCCCACCAGAUGACGAGGAAUAAGGUCAGCAUGACGGAUCCAAGCUGCUGCUCAAGUCUUUGUGGAAAUCUUCAGGAUAUUCUGAAAGUCAGUGUUGUACAUAGACUAAUAAAAUUAACUUUAAAUAUGCUAA